Molecule: messenger RNA, 1641 nt
Organism: Prosopis cineraria
Lineage: Eukaryota; Viridiplantae; Streptophyta; Magnoliopsida; Fabales; Fabaceae
Product: histone deacetylase 14, chloroplastic
Exons: 10
Coding region: 400-1455 (351 amino acids)
Biological process (GO): chromatin organization
Cellular component (GO): histone deacetylase complex
Molecular function (GO): histone deacetylase activity
Source: RefSeq, a predicted model, not a curated record
UUGCCCGUGCGAACGCUUGUUUAGUUGUGUCGUGAUAAGCGGGUUAGUGGUGAUUUCGAAGUAUUAACGACCGCAAGUUCCUGUGGCGGUUGUGGAGUGGUCACUCAUCUUCAUCUCCAUGCAAAUCGACACUGUCCCUGGCUCUCCUUGUUUCUCUGGAAGUGUGUUCUUUCUGGGGGGUCAUCAACUAAGCAGGUGGAAGACUUACAAUGGAUGUAAUCUGGAUAUGAGAUUUUUGUAACUAGAUUAUUUCAUAAGAAUCAGAAGGGUGACAAGAGAUGCAUCUCAAAAUGUAUUGGAGCACCUGUAUCCUGUUCAGCGGCGACUAGGAGUGAUUCCUUUAUACCUUCUAAAGAGCAGCUAAUUGAUGCGCGAUUGAUAUAUUCUGUUGCUCCAGCCAUGGGCCACAACCAAGAAUCUCAUCCAGAAUCACAUUUUAGGGUUCCUGCAAUUGUGAAUGCUCUUGAAGAAAUGAAGCUCACUUCAAAGUUCCGGGGUUCUGAGAUCAUUGAACUUCAAAACUUUGUGCCUGCCUCAGUAGAUGAUGUCACAAGUGUUCAUGCUAGAGCCUAUGUGUCUGGCCUCGAGAAGGCUAUGGGUCAAGCUUCAGAGAAAGGCCUUAUUUUCAUUGAUGGCUCUGGACCAACAUAUGCUACAGCCACUACAUUCCAGGAGUCAUUAGUUGCUGCUGGAGCCGGAUUAGCCUUAGUUGACUCAGUGGUUGCAGCGUCAGAGAACAGCCUAGAUCCACCCACUGGUUUUGCUUUGAUAAGACCACCUGGACAUCAUGCUGUUCCACAAGGGCCUAUGGGCUUCUGUGUUUUUGGAAAUGUGGCCAUUGCUGCUCGUUAUGCUCAACGUGUACAUGGACUAAAGCGUGUAUUUAUAAUUGAUUUCGAUGUCCACCAUGGGAAUGGAACGAAUGAUGCUUUCUAUGAUGAUCCAGAUAUAUUUUUCCUCUCAACUCACCAAGAUGGAAGCUAUCCUGGCACUGGUAAGUUUGAUGAGGUGGGAGCUGGAGAUGGAGAAGGAACCACAUUAAACCUGCCUCUUCCAGGAGGAUCAGGUGAUACUACUAUGCGAACUGUGUUUGAUGAAGUCAUUGUGCCCUCUGCUCAGAGGUUUAAGCCAGACAUCAUUCUUGUUUCUGCCGGGUAUGAUGCUCAUGUGUUGGAUCCACUAGCCAAUCUGCAGUACACAACAGGAACAUACUACAUGCUUGCAUCCAAUAUAAAACAAUUAGCAAAAGAAUUAUGCGGAGGCCGCUGUGUGUUUUUCUUGGAGGGAGGAUAUAAUCUCAAAUCUCUUUCACAUUCAGUGGCAGACUCAUUCCGUGCCUUUCUCGGUGAUCGGAGUUUGGCAUCUGAGUUUGAUGACCCAAAGAUUCUCUAUGAAGAGCCAUCAACAAGGGUUAAGCAAGCAAUCGAUAGGAUAAAAGCCAUACAUUCCCUGUGAAAUUCCUAGUAAAAAUCAGAUCUAGCUUGUAAUUAAGCAGAAUGGAAAGAUAUCAUGCAGUGGGGUCUUUAAUCUUUGUGGAAGACAGCCUAUGGAGGUGCCUGGUACGAAAGCAACAGAGUCUUCAUGUAAAAGCUUUGUAACAAUAAGACAAAAUUUUCACAUUGAAAAGGCGCCUUCACGAUA